Molecule: messenger RNA, 1860 nt
Organism: Suillus subalutaceus
Lineage: Eukaryota; Fungi; Basidiomycota; Agaricomycetes; Boletales; Suillaceae
Exons: 6
Coding region: 1-1860 (619 amino acids)
Source: RefSeq, a predicted model, not a curated record
AUGGCCUUCGUGAAUUUUGCAAACGAAGCGCGGGAUCGGAGUCAUUCAGCUUCAGUCGCUCUGAAGUAUGCCUGUAAACACUGGACCAUGCAUAUUUCGCGCACUCUGAAUAUAUGGGAGGACAGGCUCAACAAUCUAUUCCAUACUUUCUUGAAUCGUCACCUCUUCGCCUGGCUCGAAAUGCAGUGGUGUCUGAACAGCUUGCGGUCUUGCCUUACUGUUAUAGCCGAAGGGCAGAAACUUAUCAAGCAGACCGUCUUCAAGCCAUUCGGGAAGCAUGCACAGCAACUUUGUGGCCUUCUGCAGCCGGACAAGCGCCCAGCACUCGUUCUCGAACUGUAUCAUCCACUACCAUCCAGCAAGCUUUCCAUAGAUUCAAACAUCCAUUUAUCCCAUCCCAUCUCCAUCGCGCUUUUGGACCCUAAGUUGACAACUUACUUUUACUCUAACAGAUCCUCCAAACCUUCUGCUCUCAAUUUUUUUUUCAUUUCAUCACGCAUAUCACAAACUUCGCGAAUGAGUGAGGAACAAUCUCUUGAAGGAACUUGGACGAGGCUGUCCCAAGUUGCUGUCAAGGGUGCUCAAUACAACUCCCCUGAACGUCAGCCCCACCCAAAAUGUUUGGAAGGGACCCGGGUGGAUCUGCUCAAAUUCAUCCACGGAUUCCUGGACGACCGAAAGAAGAAUCAACUUAUCUGGCUGCAUGGAACUGCAGGCGUCGGAAAGUCUGCUGUCGCGUUCACCGUAGCUGAGAGGAUGAAAGGUCUAAAAGUGACAGAGGAGACGAAUGUCGAAAAGCGACUAGCGGGGACAUUCUUUUUCUCGCGCAAGCACACCAAACGUUGCACGACUGGAUAUUUCUUUGUGACGCUUGCCUACCAGCUGGCCACCAAUUUUCCAAGCAUCCGGCAAGAUGUGAACAGAGCGAUCCGCAACAAUCCUGCUCUACUAGACCCAGAUGCGCCUCUCUGCGACCAGAUGGAGGCUCUCUUUCUCCAACCCCUCCGGAAACUUCAGCUCAGAUUGCGCGGAUGUCCGCCUUUGUCAUUUGUUGUCGACGCCCUUGAUGAAUGCACAUCUGAACCUGAGCUUGCUGAUCUCAUCCUUUCCCUCGCGCAUGCUCUUCGUGACCCUGAUAUUCCCGCGAUCCACAUUCUGCUCACAAGUCGCUCGGAAACCCAUAUCUUUAAAGCCUUUCACAACGAAGAGGUGCGCCCGUUGUUGUGCGAAAUACCUGUGAAAACUUCUGGAGAGGGCGUUGCUACCAUCAUCUCGCUCGACGGCGCCGAUGUUGACAAAGACAUCUAUACUUUCUUGCAGCAUUCCUUCGCAGAGCUGGCAAGUCGCCAUACUGAUUUUCCUCAGCCAUCCAAAGACGAUCUUGCGAAGCUGGCGAGCCGAGCGGGCAGACGUUUCAUCGUGGCGUCUACCAUGAUGAAAUUCAUUAUCGACGAUGAAGACGAUGAUCCGCGCGAUCGGUUGCAGCUGAUGCUCAAGCUAACGAGCGAACUGCUACCAGGAACGGAGGUGUAUAAGUUAUACGAUUGUAUCCUCUCCACGUGUGCCGACCCCAAGCGGGCUUACAUGCACUUGUCCAUCGUCGCCGCGCUCGCAGACCCUCUUCCCAUCUCGCAGAUCUCGUCACUUCUUGGGCCUGGUUUGGGCAGGGAUGUGCAGAGAACACUGAUACAGCUACGGUCUGUGAUGGAUAUCCCUACAGACAGCACUCUCCCCAUGAAUAUCUAUCACUCGUCCGUUCGUGACUACGUUUCCGACCCCUUAAACUGCGGCCUUCCUGAACACGGCUCUCUUGGAUGCGCUCUCAGAACUCAAGAAACAGAGCCAAGCUAUGCAACGUGA